Messenger RNA from Odobenus rosmarus divergens (Pacific walrus), 813 nucleotides. RefSeq names its product ELOVL fatty acid elongase 3 (gene ELOVL3). The record is from RefSeq and is a predicted model, not a curated record. Gene Ontology annotation, cellular component: endoplasmic reticulum; endoplasmic reticulum membrane. Lineage: Eukaryota; Metazoa; Chordata; Mammalia; Carnivora; Odobenidae. Bases 1 to 813 code for a protein of 270 amino acids. Gene Ontology annotation, biological process: fatty acid elongation, polyunsaturated fatty acid; sphingolipid biosynthetic process; fatty acid elongation, saturated fatty acid. Gene Ontology annotation, molecular function: fatty acid elongase activity. The transcript is spliced from 4 exons.
AUGGUCACAGCCAUGAAUGCCUCGGACGAAAUAGAGCAGAUAUUGCAGCCUUACAACUUCGAGCUGUUCCGGGACAUGAGGCCCCUUUUGGAGGAGUACUGGGCAACCUCAUUCCUCAUAGCUCUGGUCUACCUGCUACUUAUCUUUGUGGGGCAGAACUACAUGAAGGCACGGAAGGGCUUCAACCUGCAGGGACCUCUGAUCCUUUGGUCCUUCUGCCUUGCACUCUUCAGUAUCCUGGGGGCACUGAGGACAUGGGGCCAUAUGACUACCCUGCUACUUAAGGGGGACCUAAAGCAAACUGUGUGCUUCUCCAUCUUCGCCACCACUCCCAUAAUCAGAUUCUGGUCCUGCCUCUUUGUUCUCAGCAAGAUCAUUGAACUUGGAGACACAGCCUUCAUCAUCCUGCGUAAGCGGCCACUCAUCUUUGUGCACUGGUACCACCACAGCACAGUGCUAGUGUACACGAGCUUUGGAUACAAGAACAAGGUGUCUGCAGGCGGCUGGUUCAUGACCAUGAACUUCGGUGUGCAUGCCAUCAUGUACAUCUACUACACUCUGAGAGCUGCCAAAGUCAAGUCCCCCAAGUGGUUACCCAUGCUCAUCACCAGCCUGCAGAUCCUGCAGAUGUUUAUGGGAACCGUUGUUGCCAUCCUAACUUACAUCUGGAGACAGGAGCAGGGAUGCCACACCACAAUGGAGCACUUCUUCUGGUCCCUUGUCUUGUACACAACCUAUUUCAUCCUCUUUGCCCAUUUCUUCCACCAAACCUACAUAGUGCCCAAAGUCAAAGCCAAGACCAAGAGUCAGUGA